Messenger RNA from Linnemannia hyalina, 2685 nucleotides. The record is from the annotation of a GenBank genome assembly. Lineage: Eukaryota; Fungi; Mortierellomycota; Mortierellomycetes; Mortierellales; Mortierellaceae.
AUGCACGCUGCCAAGACACUGUUCCUUUCGUUGGCACCACUCAUGGUGACAGAGUCCCUCCCACUGAUUCUGGUCACAGCCCUCUACGAGCUCGAUAUCAUUCGCUACCUCUUCUUUGGACACCCCACAAGACCAGUCCCGCCUUCUCGCCGCAAGCUCGACUACAUCGGGUUCCUGCCCAUCCCUGAGAAGGCAAAGUCCUGGCAGGGUUCUCUGGUCGCCGUCCUCUGUGGCCUGGUCUGGUUCUUUUCCGAGUUCACUCUUGACAUCAUUCUCAUCAUCCUCGGCGUCGAUUCUGCAACCGAUCUGAAGAAGCAAAUCCAGCAACACCAGGAGCAACUCCAGCACGACGAAGAUAACGAUACAGCAGUGGUCCAGGACUCGUCACCGGAAGAGGAUAGGGCGAGAGUGAAGGCGAAUAAGAUGCAUAAUCUUCAGCAUCAGCAUCACAAUCACCGUGAUAUCUACGACAACUCGGAGGAGUUCUUUGCAGAUCAUCAACCUCAGCAGCAACAUCACGGAGGACGGCGCGAGAGGAGAGAGUUCCAGAGGGAGGCCAAGAGCUCGUACGAUGCUAGUGAGGAGGGCGGUGAUGUCGUUGAGCAGCUGGAUCUGCAGGACGAGUUUUUGGUUUGGAAUUCGAUGGAACGGAGUGUGGAGUGCAGGGAUGAAGAGGAUGUUUUGUUGGCGGUCAGUGCUGCCCUCAGUCGGAAUUUGACACUCGGAGCCGAUGCCAAAGAGAGAGAAGAGAGUAAGGCUGUGUUCUGCAGCACCGCGUUUGAUGUUGUUGCUACAGCUGUUGAUAUCGAGGGAGAAUGGGAGGCGGACUUGCAGGAGAAUAACGAGCGGACUCCUGCGGCCGAAAUUAGACUCUUGCCUGCACACGAUCUCGAGCACAACGUCGAUGUCCGCUCUGGCCCCGAUACAGAUUCUGACGCCGACGUUGAUGUUGAUGCUGAGGCCGCAGACAACCCUGGGCCUGUCUCUUCAUCCCCAUUCUCGUCGACUUCGACCUCACGCACCGACCUUCACGAGACCGAGCACAACGACGAAAACGAGAAGGCUCACCCCAAGGGCGAUUUUAAAGAAAACACCAAGGCCUGGGACCAGCUUUCCAUGCCGACCAAGACUACAGAGGCACCUACCCUGGACGACUGCCGCACAACAGACUUCAUCCAGCAACACGGUGACGAUCAAGAGUCGGCAGCAGGUGUUCAUGAGCACCCCGCAGAGCAGCAGAGUCAGGAUCAAUGGUCAGAAUGGGGACCGCACCAGCUCUCUCGGGCAAUCAAGACGGUCCAGUCAAUACAGAGGCUGAAGCAGGGGCGCGUUGUGGCCAGUCCUUCGAGCCACCGGCACAUGGCUUUGUUCCCUCCCCUGAGACCCCUUGCGGCAGAGUCGACCGCCGAGUCGUUGUCGGAUGAUGACCGGAUUAGGGAUGAAAAGAAGAAGAUGUUGAGGUAUGCCAAGAAGAAGAAGGCAGCGAAGGCGAAGAAGGCAUCUGACUGGAUCAAGUAUUUCUCUGCCUCGGACCGACAGGUACAUCGCGAUAUCUCAGCUCGUCUCAAGUCGUACAGCAAAAAAGCAAUAUCGAAUUUCUGGACUGUGACCAGCUUGCGUGAGACUCGGGAACGACAGGAACAAGAGCGUGAAGCUCAGGAACGAGAACGUGUCAAGCUGAUGGAAGAACGAAGGAUCGAUCUACGGACACAGGAUGUCAUGCAACUUCGCAUGGACGAUGAUGCCAUGACGAAAGAGUUGGAGGCGGCCUAUACUUUGUGCGAAAUCAAGGACUUUGAUAAGCAUGAGUGUUUAAAGUUCCUCCAAAAGUAUAACACGCCGCUGCAGAGUAAUGAGGCGGUGGUGACUUUGCGCAAAAGUGUGCUUCGAGACCGAGCCAAUCUGCUUGAUGCCGACUCGUGUCCGGAAGUCGUGCUUCUAGGGAAGACGUUGCGUAUUCUGGAGCACCUGUGCGAGCUUGUUCUUCAUAAACCGUACAGAACUCAGAAACCGUCUGAGCACGACUGCCUCAACGUUUGGGCAACGAUCUUUGGAGUGUUGACGGAGCUUGUAACAUUUCACGCAGGCGAGAAGGCUCAGGAAGCUUCAAAGAUGAGACGAAUGCAGCGGGAAGAGUACGGGGAGCCCUCGGAUGCCAGGCGGAAGGUUGACUGCGUUUUUAUGUUCGAUGGCAUCGAGCUCUCAAACACUGAACUGAAGUCCCAGAUCGCUAGUCCAAGAGACGUCUCUGUCCAGUUGCGCAAGAGCAUUCGUCUUGCACGCUGUAUCCAGGAGCUUCACCUCUCGUUCGGGUUCGUUGGGACAUUUUAUCGUGUGGUGCAAAUGGACGACAUUUCUGUCGCUAGCGAGGUCACCUCCGCUGUCGUUUGCCUUCCUGAAACAGCCCUGGGUCUGGAGGCUUUCUUGCAGGAUGAGUCUCUCGCGUUGAUCUACAAUUUCAUUGGAUCAUUGGAAGCACAGAGACCAGUUGUGAAAACAGCCAAGGAUCGGCAGGCACUCGGUUUACAGAAAGAAAAGUUCAGAAGCGGUCUCAGAGCGUCACCGGGACCCCAGAGAGCUCGCGAACGCAAGUUUGUGAACGUGGUCACUCUGUCUCCAGCCAAAAAGAGGGAUUGGACUGCUAUGGAAUCCGACAUCGCAUUGAUCGCUCUGCUCUGGAAAUAA